Molecule: messenger RNA, 5480 nt
Organism: Dipodomys spectabilis (banner-tailed kangaroo rat)
Lineage: Eukaryota; Metazoa; Chordata; Mammalia; Rodentia; Heteromyidae
Gene: Zmynd8
Product: zinc finger MYND-type containing 8
Exons: 25
Coding region: 481-4263 (1260 amino acids)
Biological process (GO): regulation of DNA-templated transcription
Molecular function (GO): protein binding
Source: RefSeq, a predicted model, not a curated record
GGAAGGGUUUGUAGAUGGAGGCCUGUGGCCUGCUAGGAACGCCUUUGGCUUUUCGUAGGGAUGGCUCUUGCUCACCGAGCCUUACAAAGAUAAUCGCUCAGGAAGUGUUUCAGCCAAUCCGGAGCAGCUUUACACUCCGAUUUGCCGGAUCAGCCAAUCGGGGAUGAGCUUUUAUUAGGCGGCCAGAUCAUCAGCCGAAGUGCCAAACCCUUUUUCUGUGAGAACUGGGAGCCUGUCCUCCAUGUUUUAUAAGUAUUGACAUUACACAGUGUUAGCAAUGCAUCCACAGAGCUCCCAUCCUGAAUUCUCUCCUCCCUGCAGACCUGGGAUUCUCCUAAGCUCGUCUCCAUCUUGCCGUGGGGUUUCAGUCCUGAGGCUGCCUUUCCCGAGUCGUCUCUUUGCCUGGUCACUGGCUCAGACCACGGAACACAGACAGGACAUUCUCCAGCCUUCUUCCUGUCCUGCCUCUCAGUCUUCCAAAUGGAAAAUUCCAGCCAUAUCAAUUGUUUGGCUGAGGAGGAAAUAAAAACAGAACCGGAGGUGGUGGUGGAAGGCAUGGAUGUCUCCACACGAUCUAAAGAUCCUGGCUGUAUGGAGAGAACGGCCCAGAAGCGCAAGUUCCCCAGCCCGCCACACUCCUCCAACGGCCACUCACCACAAGACCCCUCGGCUGCCACCAGCCCUAUUAAAAAGAAAAAGAAACCCGGCUUACUCAACAGUAACAAUAAGGAGCAGUCAGAACUAAGACAUGGUCCGUUUUACUAUAUGAAGCAGCCACUCACCACAGACCCUGUUGAUGUUGUACCGCAGGAUGGACGGAAUGAUUUCUACUGCUGGGUCUGUCACCGGGAAGGCCAAGUCCUUUGCUGUGAGCUCUGUCCCCGGGUUUAUCACGCUAAGUGUCUGAGACUGACAUCGGAACCAGAGGGGGACUGGUUUUGUCCUGAAUGUGAGAAGAUUACAGUAGCAGAGUGCAUCGAGACCCAAAGCAAAGCCAUGACAAUGCUCACCAUUGAACAACUGUCCUACCUGCUCAAGUUUGCCAUUCAGAAAAUGAAGCAGCCCGGGACAGAUGCGUUCCAGAAGCCUGUGCCGCUGGAGCAGCAUCCUGACUAUGCUGAAUACAUUUUCCACCCCAUGGAUCUUUGCACAUUGGAAAAGAAUGCGAAGAAGAAAAUGUACGGCUGCACCGAGGCCUUUCUGGCUGACGCCAAGUGGAUUUUACACAACUGCAUCAUUUAUAAUGGCGGAAAUCACAAGUUGACGCAAAUAGCGAAAGUCGUCAUCAAAAUCUGUGAGCACGAGAUGAAUGAAAUCGAAGUAUGUCCAGAAUGUUACCUAGCAGCUUGCCAGAAACGAGACAACUGGUUUUGUGAGCCUUGUAGUAAUCCACACCCAUUGGUGUGGGCAAAGCUGAAGGGGUUUCCAUUCUGGCCCGCAAAAGCUCUGCGAGAUAAAGAUGGACAGGUGGAUGCUCGGUUCUUUGGACAGCAUGACAGGGCCUGGGUUCCAAUAAAUAAUUGCUACCUCAUGUCUAAAGAAAUUCCUUUUUCUGUGAAGAAGACUAAAAGUAUCUUCAACAGCGCCAUGCAGGAGAUGGAAGUUUACGUGGACAAUAUCCGCCGGAAGUUUGGCGUCUUUAAUUACUCUCCGUUCAGGACACCCUACACGCCCAACAGCCAGUACCAAAUGCUGCUGGACCCCAGCAACCCCAGCGCCGGCACAGCCAAGCUUGACAAGCAGGAGAAGGUCAAGCUCAACUUCGACAUGACAGCCUCGCCCAAGAUCCUGAUGGGCAAGGCCAUGCUGAGCGGGGCCCCCGGCCGCCGCAUCUCCCUGUCGGACAUGCCCAGGUCCCCCAUGAGCACCAACUCCUCUGUGCACACGGGCUCCGACGUGGAGCCGGACGCUGAGAAGAAGGCCACGUCCAGCCAUUUCAGUGCCAGCGAGGAGUCCAUGGACUUCCUAGACAAGAGUACAGCUUCUCCAACCUCCACGAAGGCCGGCCAAGCGGGGAGCCUGUCUGGGAGCCCGAAACCUUUCUCUCCCCAAGUAGCAGCGUCCAUCACGACAAAGGUGGAGAGGCCGUGCACCACGGGGAGCAUCCUGAACCUCAACCUGGACCGCAGCAAAGCCGAGAUGGACCUGAAGGAGCUGAGCGAGGCGGUGCAGCAGGCGGCCCCCGUGCCCCUCAUCUCGCCUAAGCGGCAGAUCCGAAGCCGCUUCCAGCUGAACCUGGACAAGACCAUCGAGAGCUGCAAGGCGCAGCUGGGCAUCAACGAGAUCUCGGAGGACGUGUACACGGCCGUGGAGCCCAGCGACUCGGAGGACUCGGAGAAGUCGGACAGCAGCGACAGCGAGUACCUCAGCGAUGAGGACCAGAAGUCCAAGCCGGAGCCCGAGGAGCCGGCCGAGAAGCCGGGGAGCCAGCCGGACAAAGAGCCGGCCUCUGCCAAGAAGAAGCCCAAAGCCACCAACCCGGUGGAGGUCAAGGAGGAGGUGAAAAGCACCUCACCACCGGGCGAGAAGGCAGAGGCGCCGAAGGACAAGGCCAGCCCCGAGUCCCCGAAGGACCUGGCAGACAAAGCCAAACCGUCCCCUGCGCCCGCCAAGGAGAAGCUGAAGGGCAAAGAAGAGACGGACUCCCCCACGCUGCACCUGGGCUUGGACUCCGACUCCGAGAGCGAGCUGGUCAUAGACCUAGGGGACGAGCAUUCUGGGCGGGAGGGGCGGAAAAACAAGAAGGAGCCCAAGGAGCCCUCCCCCAAGCAGGACGCUGUGGGGAAAGCACCCCCAUCCACGGCGGCAGGCAGCCAGUCUCCCCCCGACACGCCAGUGCUCACCCGCUCUGCCACCCAGGCCCCCGCGGCUGGGGUCCCUGCCAGCACCACCACCAGCAGCAGCAGCAGCAGCAGCAGCAGCACCAGCAAUAGCAGCAGCAGCAGCAGCAGCAGCAGCAACAGCAACAGCACGUCCACUGUCACAGUCCCAGCGCCUGCCACCACGGCCAUCACAGGAAGCCCGGUGAAAAAGCAGAGGCCCCUGUUGCCGAAGGAGACUGCCCCGGCCGUGCAGCGGGUCGUGUGGAACGCCUCAAGUAAGUUUCAAACGUCCUCCCCAAAGUGGCACAUUCAGAAGAUGCAGCGUCAGCCGCCGCCGCCGCCACCGCCGCCGCAGCCCGCGCAAGGGACCCGAUAUCAGACCAGACAGGCCGUGAAAGCUGUGCAGCAGAAGGAAGUCACCCAGAGCCCGUCCACGUCCACCAUCACCCUGGUGACCAGUACACAACCCUCGUCCCUGGUCAGUGGCUCGGGUUCCUCCAGCACCCUGGCGUCUGCCAUCAGCGCCGACCUCCCCAUCGCCACCGCCUCAGCCGACGUGGCCGCCGACAUCGCCAAGUACACGAGCAAGAUGAUGGAUGCGAUUAAAGGGACAAUGACAGAGAUUUACAACGAUCUUUCCAAAAACACUACGGGCAGCACCCUUGCCGAGAUCCGCAGGCUGAGGAUCGAGAUUGAGAAGCUUCAGUGGCUGCACCAACAGGAGCUCUCGGAAAUGAAGCAUAACCUGGAGCUGACCAUGGCCGAGAUGCGGCAGAGCCUGGAGCAGGAGCGGGACCGGCUCAUCGCCGAGGUGAAGAAGCAGCUGGAGCUGGAGAAGCAGCAGGCGGUGGAUGAGACCAAGAAGAAGCAGUGGUGCGCCAACUGCAAGAAGGAGGCCAUCUUCUACUGCUGCUGGAACACCAGCUACUGCGACUACCCGUGCCAGCAGGCGCACUGGCCCGAGCACAUGAAGUCCUGCACCCAGUCAGCCACCGCCCCCCAGCCGGAGGCCGAGGCCGAGGCCAGCACCGACGCGGGAGCCAAGUCGUCGCAGGGCAGCUCGGCCAGCACACAGCCGGCCCCUGCAGAGCCGGCCAGUGCCUCCAAGGAGAAGGAGGCCUCGGCCGAGAAGAGCAAGGACAGCAGCUCGACCCUGGACCUUUCUGGCUCAAGAGAGACGCCCUCCUCUAUUCUCCUCGGCUCUAACCAAGGCUCUGUGAGCAAAAGGUGUGACAAGCCAGCCACCAGCACCCCAACCUCCACCGACCGCCAGCCGCACCCCACCUACCCAGCCCACAAGUAUCAUUCCCGGAGCAGCAAGUGUGGGGCCCGGAGCGGCGGUGAGGAGAAGAGAGGCUCCACGCGUGCCGAACACAGCGCCAGCACCAGCACCAAGAAUCUCCUGGCCAAGGAGACCCGGCUGGACCCCUUCUGGGACUAGGGGCUGCUGAGGGGGGGCCGCCCCGCCCCCCACACCCUGGGACAGUCGCCGCCCUCAGACCCGGCCCGGCGCCCUGCACUGCCCGAGGCCCGGGCCGCGCUGUACAUACUGUACACUUUGUGCAUAGCCCCGAUAGAGCGCCUGCCCUUUUUAUAUUUCUAUUGACUUUUAACUUAUAAAAAAAAAAAGAAAAAGUAAAAACAACUUAGAAAAACCCAAACCCAACCACAACUGGGGAUGCUUGCUCGGCCCGCGGGGUCAGGCGGGGUCAGGCAGGGCAGGGGGCUGAGCCCGGGGAGGGCUGUGGCACAGGUUCUCCAGGGAGGGCAGCCACUGUCGCCUGACCCAUCUGCUCCCCGCUGCAUUGGGGUCAAGAGUUCGAGCCCGGGCUAUGUGGUUGGGGCUCACCUCAGAAGCCAUUCGCAGCCCACCUCCUCCCCCCCCCACUCCCCCCCUUCCCGGGCCACACUGUCCAACGUUGCUAGGAAGGGCCGGCUGCCCACGCCAGAAGGACACACACGGAGAAGCGUGUGUUUCGGGUGAUUUCUCCUCAAAGGGAAACCGAUAUCCUUGUUUACAAACCAUCUGCAGAAAGACCCCGCGUGCACGGUCACGCAGCACAGGACCGGGACCAGAGGAUGGUGAACUUGGUUUUGUUCUUUGAUUCCUUCCCUCAGCCGCCCGCGCAGCCUUAUGGAGACGAGGAGGCGGCCCGAGGCCGGGAGGACGCAUGUUCUGUAUUAUUUAUAACCACACGAGUUCCACGUCUUUAGGGAAGCAUGAAGCCCAGCCGUGCGCGAGGAAGCCCGGCCUGUCCCACGCUGCCGGUCACGCCACGCUGCUCUCCCCUCCUGGGGACACAUCCACGGGAGUGAGAGGUGAUAUGUGUAUAUGAGAACAUUAACUGUACGAUAUCAUUCCAGUACAUUCUGUUGUACAUUUUAGUCUCGUUUACUUUUCAUUGUCGAUAAGAGGAUGCGAACUGUACAGUUUCCAGCUAGUCACCCCCCAUUAGAAAAGAAAGAAGAGAUACUAGAAGAAAACCAGAGACAGAGGGAGAGACACAGAGACAGAGAACAGUUGUGCAUUGCAGUUGUCAAAACAAAAAAUAGCCUAGCUGGCCUUAUUUGUGAGGCAUAAUUGCUUUUAGCAUAUGGAAGUAUUUUUUCAUAUUUUCUUUGUAUAAAAUUUGUAUUAAACUUAAAUAUCUUUUUUGA